AUGGUCCAAUUCUUAAUAUCGGCUCCACGGGUCAUUGUUCAAUGGCGGAACCAAAAGCCGUUUCCUCCUCCCUCAAAGUCUGCAAAGAGAUGGUCGACGGCAUGGGCGGCGCCCAAUCAACCCACUACGCGCGAUUCAAAAACUACAGCUUUAUACCCCAAAGCAGCACGUGGCCUCUCUUAUCACCGCACCACACACUACCACAGUCCUCGCGCCACGCUUCAGCAGGCUCAAGCCUGCCUGCCAUGGGUGGCAUCCGAGAAUGCUUCCGCGCCGCCCUCUCAAUUUUACUCAUGCAGGAAGUUUGCCGUCACACACUUUCGUCGGAUUUCUCUCUCGUUGCUCUUGUCCGCAUCUUUGCUCACGCUGAUGCCCGCACUCUUGCUUACACUGAUGCCUACCUCUUCUUUCCAAAUCCGCUUUCCUCACCGUCGCUUUGCGGCUCCUACAAUUUGGGAUCUGAACUCACUUCGCCGCGUCGCUCUCGCUCCUACUGCCAUGGGAAUCGCAGCUCUCUUUUGCACAGGUCGGGGCCGGGUUGCCCCUGCCCCUCCGGGGCUUCCACCAAACAUUUAUUCUUGUUCUUCCUACCACUUCUAA
Suillus fuscotomentosus is the source of this 600-nucleotide messenger RNA. RefSeq lists its product as uncharacterized. The record is from RefSeq and is a predicted model, not a curated record. The transcript is spliced from 3 exons. Bases 1 to 600 code for a protein of 199 amino acids. NCBI's taxonomy places the organism in Eukaryota, Fungi, Basidiomycota, Agaricomycetes, Boletales, Suillaceae.